Molecule: messenger RNA, 5632 nt
Organism: Monodelphis domestica (gray short-tailed opossum)
Lineage: Eukaryota; Metazoa; Chordata; Mammalia; Didelphimorphia; Didelphidae
Gene: PTGS2
Product: prostaglandin-endoperoxide synthase 2
Biological process (GO): response to oxidative stress; cyclooxygenase pathway
Cellular component (GO): cytoplasm; neuron projection
Molecular function (GO): prostaglandin-endoperoxide synthase activity; oxidoreductase activity, acting on single donors with incorporation of molecular oxygen, incorporation of two atoms of oxygen; peroxidase activity
Source: RefSeq, a predicted model, not a curated record
AGCAGGAGCUAGAGUGACAGGAAAGCAAGAGGACUUUCUCUUCUGGUAUCGCUCCGCCCUCUGCCGUGAUGAUGAAAAGGAUCUCACGCCUCUUACUCUUCGGGUCUAUUGCGCUAGCGCUCAGUCAAGCGGCAAACCCUUGCUGCUCAAACCCAUGUCAAAACCGAGGCAUAUGUAUGACCACAGGAAUUGACCGAUACCAAUGUGACUGUACCAGGACAGGAUUUUAUGGAGAAAAUUGUACAACUCCUGAGUUUCUGACAAAGCUAAAAUUGAUGCUGAAACCCACUCCAGACACAGUUCACUACAUCCUCACCCACUUCAAGGGAGUGUGGAAUAUAAUUAACAAUAUCCCCUUUCUUCGGGACUUCGUGAUGAGAUAUGUGUUGAUAUCAAGAGCACAUUUGAUUGAAAGUCCACCAACAUAUAAUGCUCACUAUGGUUACAAAAGUUGGGAAGCUUUUUCUAACCUCUCAUACUACACUAGAGCUCUUCCCCCAGUGGGAGAUGACUGCCCAACUCCAUUGGGUGUAAAAGGUAAAAAGCAGCUUCCAACAUCCAAAGAGAUUGUGGAAAAAUUUCUUCUGAGAAGGAAGUUUAUUCCUGAUCCCCAAGGCACAAAUAUGAUGUUUGCAUUCUUCGCUCAACAUUUCACUCACCAGUUCUUUAAGACAGACCAUCACAGAGGCCCAGAAUUCACUAAAGGUCUAGGACAUGGGGUUGAUUUAAAUAAUGUUUAUGGAGAAACUCUGGAUAGACAACAUAAGCUGCGACUUUUCAAGGAUGGAAAAUUGAAAUACCAGGUAAUUGAUGGAGAAGUAUAUCCUCCCUUAGUGAAAGAUACUGAGGUAGAAAUGAUCUACCCACCUCAUAUCCCUGAACAUCUGAAAUUUGCUGUUGGACAAGAAGUAUUUGGCUUAGUUCCAGGUUUGAUGAUGUACGCUACAAUAUAUCUUCGGGAACAUAACCGUGUGUGUGACAUCCUUAAACAAGAACAUCCUGAAUGGGAUGAUGAGCAGUUGUUCCAAACUAGCAGACUGAUAUUGAUAGGUGAGACCAUUAAGAUCGUGAUUGAAGAUUAUGUCCAACACUUGAGUGGUUACCACUUCAAACUGAAAUUUGAUCCAGAACUGCUGUUCAACCAGCAAUUUCAGUACCAAAACCGAAUUGCUGCUGAGUUUAACACCCUUUACCAUUGGCACCCUCUGCUCCCUGACACUUUCCAAAUCAAGGACCAAGAAUAUAAUUUUCAGCAGUUCCUCUAUAACAACUCUAUAUUACUGAAACAUGGAGUUUCUGAAAUGGUGGAAUCAUUCUCCAAGCAAAUUGCUGGCCGGGUUGCUGGUGGCAAGAACGUUCCAUCUGCAGUACAGAAAGUUUCCAUUGCUUCCAUUGACCAGAGUAGACAAAUGAAAUACCAGCCUCUAAAUGAAUACCGAAAGCGCUUCAUGCUGAAACCUUUUAGUUCAUUUGAAGAACUGACAGGAGAGAAAGAAAUGGCUGCUGAGCUGGAAGCUGUCUAUGGUGAUAUCGAUGCUAUGGAGUUAUAUCCUGCUCUUCUGGUGGAAAAACCUCGUCCGGGCGCCAUCUUUGGAGAGACCCUGGUAGAACUUGGAGCGCCCUUCUCCCUCAAAGGACUCAUGGGUAACCCAAUCUGCUCCCCUGAGUACUGGAAGCCUAGCACUUUUGGUGGAAAUGUAGGUUUUGAAAUUAUCAAAACAGCCUCUAUCCAGUCACUUAUCUGCAAUAAUGUGAAGGGAUGUCCCUUCACUGCAUUCAGUGUUCAAGACUCCCAACCCACCAAAACAGCCACUAUCAAUGCCAGCUCAUCAAACUCUGGACUAGAUGACAUCAACCCCACAGUGCUGCUAAAAGAACGUUCAACUGAACUGUAAACAUCUAUAGGAUUUAUUUAUUUAUUUAUGUAAACUAUUUCUUUAAGUUAUCUAUUUAUGAAUCUUUACAUGAAGCUCCAAAUGUUACUUGAUAUCUUCUGUAACAGAAGGUAGUGAGUACUCCUGUUGUGGAGAAAUUAUUCACAUAAGUGGGGAUUUUGAUUUAUUGUUUUAAAGACAAUUGUUUCCUUCUUGAAUUUGAGAAGGAAAAUCUUUUUUGGGUUCCUCUUGAUAAAUCAGAUUGUGUUAAAACAAGAAAAACUGUAAAGUAUUUAUUAGAUCUUUGUUAUCACUAUUAUUAAUAUUGCAAAGCUCUGUGAGUCACUACACUACCUUUUAAAGAUGAUCUAUAGGGGGCAGCUGGGUGACUCAGUGGAUUGAGAGUCAGGUCUAGAGAUGGGGAGGUCCUAGGUUCAAAUCUGGCCUCAGAUACUUCUAGCUGUGUGGUCCUGGGCAAGUCACUUGACCCCCAUUGCCUAGCCCUUACCACUCUUCUGCCUUGGAACCAAUACACAGUAUUGACUCCAAGACGGAAAGUAAGGGUUUGUUUUUUUUUAAUUAAAUUUAAAAAAUAAAGAUGAUAUAGAGGUGGCACUUAACUCUUCAAAAUUCAAAGUGCUCACCUAACAUGUUUUCAGAUUCCAAAUUUUCAUCACCUGGAAACACUACAAAAUAUAAUGAACCAAAAAUAUUAAAGCAACACCAAACAUCCAAAUCAAAGGCUUAUAGAACUAGAGCUGGAAGGAACCUCAGGACUCCUCUAGUCCAGUUCCCUCAUCUAGUAGAGAAGGAAACUGAGAUCCAGAGAGAUUAAAUGACAUGCCUCAGGUCAUUCACACACAGAGUAGUAGAGGCAAAAUUCGAAAUUAGAUCCUGGGGGGGAAAGGGGGGGGGGAGCAGAUAAGUUGUUCAGUGGAUUGAGAGCCAGGCCGAGAGAUGGUGGGUUCUAGGUUCAAAUCUGGCCUCAGACACUUCCUAGCUGUGUGACCCUGGGCAAGUCACUUGACCCCCAUUGCCUAGCCCUUACCACUCUUCUGCCUUGGAACCAACAUACAGUAUAGAUUCUAAGACAGAAGGUAAGGGUUUAAAAAAAGAAAGAAAGAAAUUAGAUCCCGUAACUCCAAGGUCAGCUCAUUUUCUACUGCACCAUGUCAAAAACUAUCAUUUUAGACUGACAGACAACUGAAUUGGAAACCUUUGAAGUUUUCUGGCUAAUGGACAUUUCCUCAUGGAGUGAGUCAGUUUACAAUCUCAGGUAUUCCAAGAUUUGAAGGUGCAGAUGAAAUUUUGAGUUUUUUUUUUCACUACCUUUUGCUGCCAUUAGUCACUUGAAUCUAUUUGAAACUGUGGCAGUAGCUUCCUCUGGAAAUAUCAAAAUUCCAAGGCCAAUAAGGGAAUUAGCUGCAAAGUUAUUGAAAGAACAAUUUGCCUUAAAAUAUCACCUUAUAUCUAAAAUUCAUUUUGAUAUUACUUUACCAGCAAUAUGCAGAAUACUUUUAUUAUAGUUCAUUAUAUGUAUAUAUAACACUUAUUUUUGUUAUGUUUAUUAUGGUAUAUUAUAGUCCCUGCAGGACGGGGACAUUAUUUCUUCAAAGUGUUGGGUAUAAUAUGUAGCACAAUGUCAUGUGCUUAAGACUGGUCCAUAGAUAAUUUCUCAAGCUUGAUCUGUUACAAAACUGGAUUUGGGCAAAAAACUGAGAAUGUUCUUAUAUUUUUUACAAAAACUUUGUUUUCUCAAAUUGUCACUUAGUAUAAGCAGUCAUUAUUACACCUGGUGUUGGGAGAUUUGGGUUCAAAUCUUCCUAGCUGCAUAACCCUGAGCAAGUCACUUAAUUCCAAUUUUCUAGUACAUACUGCUCUUUUGACCUAGAAUAGAUACUGAUUCUAACAUAGAAGGUAAGGGUUUGUUUUUUUUUUUAAAGAGCAUAUUUGAUAUUUACAAAUUCAUCUCAUCCUCUUAAAUGCUUUUUUUGACCUACAUAAUCAGGUGGUCUCAGUUUGGACACUCUUUGAUGCCCUCCCGUCUGCCAUCUUGAUUGCUUGUUCAUUCAGUUUUUCAUUGAACAAACACUUGAGUGUCUUCUAUUUGCAAGGAAUAGUGCUUGUGUAAUCGAUCUUCCUGUUACCAUAUUGCUGAAGUAAGCUUUCCUCUUUGUGUCUUCCUCAUCUAGUUUUGCAUUCCCAGGGUCUUGUUUGGUCUACUUGGUCUCUUUUUUUCCUUCCUUAUAUUUUAUCUUUAGGACUUUACUUGAGUAAAGUCAAAAUAAUCCCCAAGGAAGGACUUUCUAAGCUUAGCUUGGGGGUGAGAUGGGACCAGAGCUGGAGCCAAGGUGGGCGAAGAUUUUUUAAAAAAUGAAAUGCUCUGUCUAUACUAUGAGGGCACAGAGUUGCAUUCAUACCAAACCUUCACCACCAAUUCCAAUAAUAACUGGGAAGAGACCAAUAAAUCAAAGGAAGAAGAGAAGAUCCAAGUAACCAAGUCUGAAUGUAUUUUUAUAUAAAGAAGUCCUCCAUGCUUUUCCAGUGAAAUGAGAGGUCUCUUUCUUCCACUAGUGGAUAACUACUGUAUUUUGGGUGGUACAUUGGAUAGAGUGUCUGAUUUAGAGUCAGCAAGACUCUAUUCAAAUCCUGCCUCAGACAUUUACUAUCAUGUGACUGUGGGCAAGUCACUUAACCUUGUUUGCCUCAGUUUCCUCAUCUGUAAAAUGAGCUGAAGAAGGACGUGGCAAACUACUCUACUAUCUUUGCCAAGAAAAUCCCAGAUGGAGCCUUGAAAUGUUACAGGAUACAACUGAAAUGACUGAACAACAACAGUACUGUAUUUUAUUUAUAGAAUGCUAUCAUUUGUUUUGGUUAGAAGUUAUUUUCUCUUUUAAAAAGUUAUGGAUAUAAAAAAUUGCUUUUUUAAUAAAAUGCAUUAUUGGGUAUGAUUUUUUAAAUUGCAUUUAAAAUUUUAAAUUAUAUUCCUAAGUGUGAUUUUGAAUUCUGAUUUAAUUUUUUUGGCCCAGAAUUUUUUUUGAGAAUGCAUAUGAAAUUAUAAUGUAAAGCAUUGGAAAAUAUGAUUCUAUAUAUAUAUUUAUUUAGGAAACCACUUAUUAUGUAAAUGAGGUAUACUUUUAUUAGGGUAGUAAAUAUUGGGGUAUAAGUACAUGAACUUUUCUCAUGUCUCUGCCUAAAGGAACUGAAACAAUAGCAGACCUCAUUCUACCCUGAGCAUGAUGAAAUCUACAAACUCAAAAUUUUUAGCUUAUCGUUUAAUCAUCAUGAGAGCAAGAUCUUUACCUUCUUUGGUUGAUACUACCAUGUAUACUUGUGAACAUUUAGUGCUAAUUGUUCUGGCAAGAGCUAGAUUAUGAUUGUAAUAAUUUAGAAAACAAGUUGUCUUUCAUGUCUUUGGGGAUGGUAAAGUAAGGGACAACUCAGGGGUUUUAUAAAGGUUUAAGUUUUUGUUUGUUUUUUGAAUAGAUAUAGGUGAAUUUAGGAGUGCCAGUAACAUUACCUGUAGAAUUGCCUUUUUAAAGAAACUUGAUUGUUAACUUUAUUUUUUAAUACAAGACUGCUGACUUCAGAUGGGUCUUUGGGGAUUAUAUGUAUCGAUUGUUUCUGUGAUUUAAAUGUAUAUUUAAAUUAACUUAUUUUUUAAAAUUAUGUUUGAAAUAAGGGUCUCUAUUUUUAUAUUAUUUAAAAAUUUUUGAAUGAAUUUCAUGAAUAAACUUCCAUGUGUUUAAUAAACAAAA